Molecule: messenger RNA, 1467 nt
Organism: Carya illinoinensis
Lineage: Eukaryota; Viridiplantae; Streptophyta; Magnoliopsida; Fagales; Juglandaceae
Product: putative protein TPRXL
Exons: 3
Coding region: 35-973 (312 amino acids)
Cellular component (GO): nucleus
Molecular function (GO): polyubiquitin modification-dependent protein binding
Source: RefSeq, a predicted model, not a curated record
CUCGAUCAGAUCUCUCUCUCUCUCGUGUUCUGCCAUGGACGACCUUCCCGUAGAGAAGAUAGCAAUAUCGGGCCCAACCCUAGCCUCCCUGAUGCAACGGUUUUCCUCCUCAUCAGGUCCCAUCGACGGUCUCCUCUUCGGCCACGUGUCCCUCCUCACACCCUCCACCCUCUCCGACGACUCAUCCACCACCACCACCUCCUCCUCCUCCUCAGAAACCCUAAUCGCUACUGUCACUUCCUUCCUUUCCUCCUCCUCCACCUCCCUCUCCUUCUACUCCCCCUCCGGCCGUGUCAACCCUUCUCACCUCGCUCCCUCCUCCUCUUCCUCCCUUCUUGGGUGGUUCUCUGCUCGCCGUAAAUCUCCUCUCCGUCCCUCCAUGCGCGAAUUCUCGGUCUCCGAAUCUCUCUCCUCUCUGCCCAACCUUUCCUUCCCCAUCCUCAACUCCUCCUCCUCCCUCUCCCCUUGCAUUUUCCUCCUCCUCACCACUCCGAUCCCUGACCAAGCCAUACACACUCACGAGUACCGUGCGUACCAAUUCUGUGCCUCCACUGAAUCCUUCGAUCCCAAGUCCGUCGACAUCGUCAAUAUCGGCCCCGCGUUCCGUGGCCACUACGGCGCUUUUAGCCCUAACUCUAACUUUCCGUCAUUGGCCUGCGAGUUGAGGAGUUCAGCCAUGGUUGAGGACAAGAAGGAGCAGGAAGAGAGCUCGAGUCGUAUUAAGCAGGCGGCCGAGGACCAGAGGCAUCUCGAUCAGUGUGCCGAAGGGUUCGAGAUCGGGAGAUUGAGUGGGCUGAUGGGCUCCGAGGCCACCAAUUAUACGGCCGGGUUGGAGGAUUUGUACGAGAAGAUGCUCGCCAAGAUCAAGAACUUGGCGAGGGAAGUGGAGUUGAGCUCUGCUAAGGUUUUUGAGCAGGAAAAUCACAACAGGAAGUUGAGGCAGAAAGCUGCUCGGUACGCUGGAUCAGAGUAACUUCCAUAGCCUUGGCGUCUAUUUUUAUUAUUCUAUACGAGGGAUUAUUGUUUACAUGCUUAUGUGGGCUCAAUGGGGAAGCAUGCUCAGUUUUCAUUUGAUGACGAGCUAGAAUUUUGAGAGCAAAAGGUUUAAGAAGAUUCGAAUCACCUUCACUGCCUCACUUUAUUUAUCUUCUUGGUUUUUUUGUUUUUGCUGGAAACAACCAAAACAGGAAAAUGAAUGAUUUUAUCUUGAAGCGUACCGGUAAGAGAUCCUGGAACUGCUAGCAAGACGCCCCGCAGUUUGAUCUGAGGGGUGACAUUUGAGCUGAAGAUGGCUGAUAACCACGGAACCACAGUUUAUAUGUCAUUUUGUUGUGGUAUAUGGUGGUUUUUAAGACGAAGGAUGGCAUAAUUUUGCCUAUAUCGUCAAGUCAUGUGUGUUGAUAGUGUUAUCCUUGUUUUGUUCGUCUUUUGCUAUUGAAAAUUUGAAAUUCCCUUUCUUUUCUUUUU